Pseudogymnoascus destructans is the source of this 1541-nucleotide messenger RNA. RefSeq lists its product as uncharacterized. Gene Ontology annotation, cellular component: precatalytic spliceosome. NCBI's taxonomy places the organism in Eukaryota, Fungi, Ascomycota, Leotiomycetes, Thelebolales, Thelebolaceae. Gene Ontology annotation, molecular function: zinc ion binding; RNA binding. The record is from RefSeq and is a predicted model, not a curated record. Gene Ontology annotation, biological process: mRNA splicing, via spliceosome. The coding region runs from base 191 to 1072 and encodes 293 amino acids. The transcript has 2 exons.
CUCCGUCGUCCUUGCUUACAGACAUCAUCCCAGACACCUCUAGCACUAUUGGCUAAUCACAGGGAGCUUGCGCGCGGCUGUAGCCUGACAGUCGCCAAGUCCGUCUCGCCCUAUCAUCAGCCUCGUCAACUAAAUUCACGUCGGAGGCAACAACCACAGCAUCACUGCAGUUUCGACUCAAGAAGCAGCCAUGUCCGAAUAUUGGAAAAGCACACCCAAAUACUGGUGCAAGCACUGUAAAAUCUACGUCCGUGACACAAAGCUCGAAAAGGCAAACCACGAUGCGACACCCAAACAUCAAGGCAAUUUAAAGCGCUUCUUACGAGACCUACAUCGAACACAUGAAAAUGAAGAGAGGGACAAGGAUAAAGCUAAGAAUGAAAUCGCCAGGCUAAGCGGGCUUGCGUCUGGGAGCUCUGGCGGCGAAAGCUCCAGCUCAGCAUUUGGGCGCGCGCCAACCCCAAGAAUACCAAAAGGGCAAGCGACGCCAUCACAGCUGAAGCAACAAGCUUCCCAACUUGCGGAGCUAGGGAUCAGUAUACCCGAUGAGUUCAGGGGCGAGAUGGCAAUGCCUGGGGAGUGGCAGGUUACUUCACAACGGCUCAUUGCGCCAGAGGGGGAGGGCGAGAAAAAGCCCGAGGCUCUAGGAUUUGGAGUCAGGAAACGGGUUGCUGAAGAUGAAGAUGAGGAGAUAGUGCAGGCGAAGAAGAGCAAAUGGGGCUCCGCGUAUCGAAAGCAUCCCGGAGCAGACACAGAGAACGAUGACCUCGACGAGUUGUUGAGCAGAGUUACCGCUCCAAAAGUGGAUCCGGGCGCCUUGGAGACGAAACAAGAGCCUCCCAGUGACACUGCGGCGACCCCGAAGGUCGAGGCAGUUGAUAGCUCCCUGGUCAAGGCUGAGCCGGAUGAGACUGCUGGUAUUAAGGCGGAGCCACCAUCCGAUGAGCCAUUGUUACAGACAGAAAGUGCAGCUGUUGCUAGCGCUGAUGUAAAGCAGGAAGAAGGCGAAGCUGUUGGAGGCGUAGUUUUUAAGAAGAGAAAACCAAAGCCUAUGAGGCAUAAGUGUAAGUGAGAGGUCAUCGUCGGAGAACACUCAUACCCAUGGGUGGAAUGAACGCCAGAAAUCGAAUCCUGAUGAGCCGUGGCAAAGGAUAUAUUACUACCUGCGCUAUCUCAACUACGCCGAUAUUAGCUGACUUCCAGCAUUGCCAUCGAGGUACCAAUCACGGAACCGAUCAGCCAAAUAGCGAUGGACUUAUGUCCCGCAAAGGCUUGCAAUGUGAAAACGAUGCCACAUUUCUACUGAGGGGCCUUGCAGAAAUUAAAGCGCUUGGCCAACGGCUUAGUACGAGCUGUCAUCUGCGAUGAGGAUAAGGAUAGGAAGUCACCCUUGUAUGGAGGCAUGGCGACUUAAGCUAUUAAAUAUGGCACAUGGAUCGGCAGUGCUUCAUCUAGAAGGAUUCGAGAACCAUGUUUGGAAUAGUUUCAAAAGCACUGCAUGAUAGCUGCAGCUCUACUGAAUAUAAAAAUUAGCUCACCGG